Pestalotiopsis fici W106-1 is the source of this 4770-nucleotide messenger RNA. RefSeq lists its product as uncharacterized. The record is from RefSeq and is a predicted model, not a curated record. NCBI's taxonomy places the organism in Eukaryota, Fungi, Ascomycota, Sordariomycetes, Amphisphaeriales, Sporocadaceae. Bases 1 to 4770 code for a protein of 1589 amino acids. Gene Ontology annotation, biological process: regulation of ARF protein signal transduction. The transcript has 8 exons. Gene Ontology annotation, molecular function: guanyl-nucleotide exchange factor activity.
AUGAGUCGAGAUGCGCACAGCGAUACCGCCCCCGCCAGUCAACUAGCGACCGAGUCUGAGAAAACCUCCCUGCCGGUUCCAUCCAGCGGCCCAGAGAACAUGGCUGCCAACCCCGAUCAAGCGCCAAGUGCGCAGUUCCGAAGCAGGCCUGUGUCUGUCGCCGUGAACCCCGUAUCACUGGUGAUCAAUGAGUGCAUAUCUGUGACCUCGGUCAUGCGCAAACACGCACGAUGGGCGCAAUCUUCCGUUUCCUCGAUACUCGGCGGCAACCCCAACCCGGUCCAACUGGGGCCCCCGAGCCCUCUCCUUCGCCCGGGCAGCAGGAGCUCCAACACGACCACUUUGAGUGUGGACGGAGCACAAGACAUUGGCCCAGCAAACAGAUGGGGAUUGAGAGGAAAGAAGGGCAAGAGCAUGCAGGAUAAUCCCCUGAUGGCUGGGUUUGGUCGCCUUCGACAUGAUCUUUCGACUUGCAAAGAUAUCCAUGAAUUCGAUGCCCCCGCCCUCCUGAACCCAUUCCUACAGGUUAUACAAGCUUCCGCUACCUCGGCACCCAUUACGAUACUUGCACUCAAAGCUAUCCGCAAAUUCCUUGCCUAUGGAUUCAUCAGUCCGGAGUCUCCCCGAUUCGCGCUUGCCAUGCAGUCUCUUUCCACAGCAAUAACGCAUUGCCGCUUUGAGGCCAGCGAUUCAGCACAAGACGAGGUUGUGCUCCUUAUGAUCUUGAAUUUGAUGGAGGAUAUGCUGUCCAGUCCCGGGGGUGCCCUGCUUAGCGACGAGAGCGUCUGUGAGAUGAUGGAGACUGGUUUGACCAUGUGCUGUCAGUCGAGGCUAUCGGAGCUCUUGCGACGAACUGCUGAGGCUGCUAUGGUCCGGAUGUGCCAAAUCAUUUUCGAGCAUCUCAAGCAUCUAGAGGAUGUGGCCGGCGACGAUAUGGAAGCAUUGGACCAGCAGACGAAUGGGGAUAUGGACGCAGUCAAGAUGGUCCCGUCAACUCAUGGAAACGACGUCAUUGCAUCCACCGACGGCCCUGAAAACGUCGUGACCGGAGAGCCUCGAGAGUCUUCUAGCUCAACCGAGGCCGAGGCAACUCCACCGCCAGUAGACGAGAGCAUCGACGAGGACGCUUCCGAGCUCGAGAUCAAGCCAUACUCCUUGCCGUCCAUGAAGGAGCUCUUCCGAGUUCUAGUGGAUCUUUUAGACCCGCAUGAUAGAACACAAGGUGAUAACAUGCGUGUCAUGGCUCUGCGUAUAAUCCAUGUGGCCCUCGAAGUUGCAGGACCGUCCAUUGCUCGGCACCCAGCUCUAGCCUUUGUUGCCGAGGACAAGCUUUGUCGAUACCUGUUCCAGCUGGUACGGUCGGAUAACAUGGCCAUUCUUCAAGAAUCUCUGAUUGUUGCCGGAACUCUUCUAGAAACUUGCAGGGGCGUUCUCAAGUUGCAGCAAGAGUUAUUCCUAUCGUAUCUUGUCGCAUGUUUACAUCCACCGGUAGAGAUACCUCGAGAACCUGGCAUCGAUCCUUCACUGUACGAAGGCAUACCGCAAGCACCGAAGCUGGUCAAGCCGCCGCCGGGGCAGGCUGGCAGUGGCAGAGCGACUCCAGUACCGGUCCAGGAUCGCCAAAAGCUAGGUCUGGAAGGAGGCGCACGAAAACCUGACGCCCGGCAGGCAAUGGUCGAAAGUGUAGGGGCAUUAGCUCGCAUGCCAAGCUUUUUGGUUGAGCUGUUUGUGAACUACGACUGUGACACCGACCGAACGGACAUGUGUGAAGAUAUGAUCGGGCUCUUGUCCAGGAGCGCUUUGCCAGACUCUGCAACCUGGAGCACUACCAGUGUACCACCUCUUUGCCUAGAUGCUUUGCUGGGCUAUAUUCAAUUCAUCGCCGACAGACUAGGUGACGAACCGGUCUUGGAGGGCUAUCCCGAUGCAGCCAAACUCCGCGAGCAAAGGCUACGAAAGAAAACCAUAAUCACAGGUGCAAACAAGUUCAACGAAAAACCUCAAAAGGGUCUUGUCUAUCUGCAAUCUGAAGGCAUCAUCGACGAUUUCACUAAUCCUGCCUCCGUUGCCAGAUUUCUCAAGGGCACUACGAGGAUAUCGAAAGCGGUCCUUGGAGAAUACGUUUCCAAGAAAGGCAACGAAAAAUUGCUCGAAGAAUAUAUCAGUCUGUUCGACUUCACUGGGAAACGUGUUGACGAAGCAUUGCGUCUGAUGUUGGAGAGCUUCCGUCUUCCCGGCGAGUCGCAACUUAUUGAACGCAUCAUGGUGACUUUCUCCAAGGCGUAUAUUGCUAGCGACAUCCCCCCCGGUUGUGCUGAUGAGGAUGCCGUAUAUGUCCUUUCGUACGCUGUGGUGAUGCUCAAUACCGAUCAGCACAAUCCAAAUAUGAAGUCGAGGCGCAUGACGAUUCUUGACUUUUCGCGAAACCUCCGCGGCACAAAUGGUGGCAAAGACUUUGAGCCAGAAUAUCUUCAGGCCAUCUUUGACGCUAUCAGUUCUAAUGAGAUUAUUCUGCCCGACGAGCACGAUAACAAGCAUGCCUUUGAUUAUGCUUGGAGGGAACUCCUUCUCAAAACCGAGUCUUCAGGCCCGCUGGUUCUUUGCGACACAAACAUUUAUGAUGCGGACAUGUUCCAAAAGACAUGGAAGCCAAUUGUCUCCACGCUGUCGUAUGUUUUCAUGUCGGCGACGGACGAUGCUGUCUUUGCUAGAGUUGUCACUGGUUUUGACCAGUGUGCAAAGAUUGCUUCACAAUAUGGCAUUACCGAGGCACUGGACCGCAUUAUCUAUUCACUGAGCUGCAUGACCACACUUGCUACUCAGAGCUUGGCGAACACCGCUCUGAACACUGAAAUGAAGGUUUCAGAUGAUGGCCCGACGGUCAUGGUCAGCGGGCUAGCUGUGAAGCUCGGCAGAAACUUCAAGGCCCAGUUAGCCACUCUAGUCCUGUUCCGCGUUGUCACGGGUAGUGAGGCCGUCAUAGCUGACGGCUGGCAAUACAUUGUCCGCAUCUGGUUGAAUCUCUUUGUCAACUCACUCAUCUCUCCAUCCUUCUCCACUGACUCUGAGCGACUUCCCGUACCAGCGAUACCCUUACAGCCACCUUCUCAAGUUAUUGAUAGAGGAGCCAAGGCUGCCGACACUGGCCUAUUCUCGGCCCUGUCUUCGUACAUUUCGAGCUAUGCAGCCGAUGAUCCACCAGAGCCUUCGGCCGAAGAACUUGAGAGCACACUGGCCACUGUCGACUGCGUGAAUGCCUGCCAUAUGGACGACGUUUUCGAAAACAUUUCUAAGCUUCCAGCGAAGAAUCUACAGAAUCUCGUCGAAGCUCUUCUCGAUGAGAUACCGGAAGACGACAACUCUACGGUGCCUGCCAUCACUGUGAGAUCAGACAAUAUACCAUCUUCACCUGGACCAAAGCCGGCUCGCAAGCAGAGCAACUACGAUCCUUCCGUAACCUAUAUUCUCGAGUUCUGUACCGUUCUUGCACUCAGAGACGCCGAAACGGUUGAACUACUCGGGAAACAAGUCUCUGAAGCGCUUCAAGCCGUCCUCCGCGAACCAAGCCGACAUCACUCGAUCCUUGUUUCGAGAGUUGCUUUUUACCAAUUCAAUAUACUGAAGGCAAGCUACGAACACGACUUUGUCCGAGCUCCACUUCUGUUGCACACGAUUUCUACCAUGCCCAAGGAGAUUCUUGGAAAGACCUCGCAGCUUGUACUGCAGGGGCUGAAAUCAUGCAUCAGUGAGCCAGGUCCUCUUCGAAGUGAGAUCAUGACUUCGCCAGAUUUCUGGGUGUUACUGCGGAACCUUGCAGGCAAUGCCAGCUCUUCUGCCGCCGUUUUUGAGAUUCUUGAGGGUGGAGUAUCAGGCACACCUUCUCCAAUCAUUGCGGACAAUUAUGAAGCUGCCAUAUCCCUGCUGAAUGACUUUGCAACUGCUGCCAAGAUAGGAGCUGUUGCUGAGCAGAAGGGCGAUGCAGGCAAUAAACGGGCAAGGAGCUCGCGGCCCAAGAAGGAAACGCCAAGUGACAAUGCUGUCGUAUCCAGAGGUGUCAAGGCCAUAAAUCUCAUCCACAACAUGACCUCGCGUAUCCCCCAUCUCAUGAAGCAAUCGCACCUCGAGGCUAGCGAAGCAUGGUCCGCCUACUGGUUGCCUAUCUUCCAGGCGCUUACGACACAGUGCACCAACCCCUGCCGAGAGAUACGUCACCUGGCAUUCUCUUCGUUGCAGAGAUGUCUGCUAUCUCCAGAACUCAUCAGCAGCGGCCACGAGGAGUGGACGGCAAUCUUUGGUGAAGUCCUCUUCCCUCUCAUUCACAAGCUGUUGAAGCCCGAGGUGUACUCGUCGGACCGCGACGGCAUGAGUGAAACACGAGUGCAGGCUGCCUCGUUGCUAUGCAAGGUCUUCCUCCAAUACUUGGUUCUUCUAUCGAAGUGGGAUGGAAUGCUAGAUCUAUGGCUCAAGAUUAUUGACAUCAUGGAUCGCCUAAUGAAUAGUGGUCAGGGCGACAGUUUGGAGGAGGCUGUUCCCGAGAACUUGAAGAACGUUCUGUUAUUCAUGUCCAGUAGCGGCUAUCUUGUACCGCCCAGCAAAGACCCAUCGCAAGAGAAGCUUUGGGUAGAGACGUGGAAGCGAAUUGAUCGCUUCCUGCCCGACCUGAGAAAUGAGCUCGCACUCGAAGAGCCUACGCCUGUCGAGGAGAAGAAGGUUGAGGAAGCAGUGCCAACUGCGAAGACGCCAGAACCGCAGCCGGCUUCCGCUGAAUGA